AUGUCGACGCCCAUCUCUGAUGCGACGAAGCCUCAAGGGCCGGCCGAUGUCCAAUUUCGAGGUAUUCGCGAGUGGCUCUCCCAACCGGUUGUUGCUGCGUUUUGCGGAGGUGGCGUUGCUGGUGCAGUCUCAAGAACCGUUGUCUCCCCUCUCGAGCGCCUAAAGAUUCUUAUGCAGGUGCAGAGCGUUGGGCGAGAUGCCUAUAAAAUGUCGGUUGGCCAAGCACUGGCUAAGAUGUGGAGGGAAGAGGGAUGGAGAGGGUUCAUGAGAGGAAACGGAACAAACUGCAUCCGUAUCGUGCCCUACUCUGCAGUACAAUUCAGCAGCUACAACUUUUACAAGCGGCACCUAUUCGAGACGACGCCCGGGGCUGACUUAAGUGCCCUUACACGCUUAAUUUGUGGUGGAAUCGCUGGCAUUACGUCCGUGUUUCUUACAUAUCCCCUUGACAUUGUCAGAACUCGUUUGUCGAUUCAAUCAGCGAGCUUUACCGAGCUGGGCAACCGUCCACAGCAGCUGCCUGGCAUGUGGUCAACAAUGGCUACAAUGUAUAGAAACGAAGGCGGUACAGCGGCACUGUAUCGUGGAAUUAUACCAACAGUGGCUGGCGUGGCACCAUAUGUCGGACUCAACUUCAUGGUUUACGAAUCUGUCAGGAAGUAUUUAACACCAGAAGGCGAUAAGAACCCCAGCGCACCCCGCAAGCUGCUUGCUGGUGCCGUCUCCGGAGCCGUGGCUCAGACCUGCACGUACCCAUUCGACGUUUUGCGUCGGCGAUUCCAGAUCAAUACUAUGUCCGGAAUGGGCUACAGGUACAAAUCGCUCGCUGACGCAGUGAGAGUGAUUGUGGCCCAAGAAGGAGUCAAGGGCCUCUACAAGGGUAUUGUGCCGAACUUGUUGAAGGUUGCGCCGAGCAUGGCGUCCAGUUGGCUUAGCUUCGAAGUCACCCGCGAUUUCAUCGCAAGCCUCAAGCCAGAAGCUGACGAGAUGUCCCAAUAG
This is a messenger RNA of Akanthomyces muscarius, 999 nucleotides long. RefSeq lists its product as uncharacterized. Lineage: Eukaryota; Fungi; Ascomycota; Sordariomycetes; Hypocreales; Cordycipitaceae. The record is from RefSeq and is a predicted model, not a curated record. The coding region runs from base 1 to 999 and encodes 332 amino acids. The transcript has 5 exons. Gene Ontology annotation, biological process: transmembrane transport.